This is a messenger RNA of Agrilus planipennis (emerald ash borer), 1761 nucleotides long. RefSeq lists its product as uncharacterized. Gene Ontology annotation, biological process: proteolysis. Gene Ontology annotation, molecular function: serine-type endopeptidase activity. The transcript has 2 exons. The record is from RefSeq and is a predicted model, not a curated record. Bases 28 to 981 code for a protein of 317 amino acids. Lineage: Eukaryota; Metazoa; Arthropoda; Insecta; Coleoptera; Buprestidae.
UAAGACAUCAUAAAUAAGAAAUCGAAAAUGACUCAUCUCUCACGUCAGGAAACGGUACUGUGUGUCGUAAAUAUAAUUUUAUUGUUAUUGGCAAUCUCAAUGGCGGUAUGCAUUGGCUUUAUGCUACCGAAACACAUAAGAUAUGACGAUUACGUCAAUGGAGCAGGAAAAACGGAAAAAGAAAUUGCAAAGGCUUGCAAAUGUUACUCGAAGAAAUCGAUAUUUUUUACAGUGGAAGGAAUGAAAGGAUUUUCAAAUUUAAACAGAACAGCAUUGUUGAAACAUCCUUCAGUGAAAUAUAAAUCAGAAGAAAGGCUUUUCAAUCAUUUCAACUGUUUGAUCGAUAGAUCAGUGCCGUACCUUGUUUUUGCCCUUUUACCUGAAUACGGAGAUGACAUAAUGCGUUUGAAGUUUGCUUGUGUUGGGUUUAUAGUAUCCCAAAAAUGGGUGGUAGUCAGUAGAACCUGUGUAACAGAAUCGCGGCAAUGGACCAAACUGAAGAUACGUUCUGGAACUACAUUAUGGUCCCAUGGAGGUAGCAUAAGAGAAGUUGUAGGCUUAGGAAGAGGUUCAAGUGGAGAAUUAAAAGAUUUGCAAUACCUCAAGGUAGACACUGUUUUUGAUUUCAAUGAAAAUAAAGAACAGAAUGUAAAAGUUCUUCCCAAGUAUAAAAUGCCAAAUGUAUCUGAGUUUUAUUCGGUGGGAUGGGACAGAAAAGAUUCGGAUACAGUGACGAUUGAGAAAUGGGGGAGCAGACCUUGCAGGGGUUGCUCGCAAGGGAUUCUGACCAAUAGACAGAUAUGCAACGGUGCCACAGAUGGACGACCAUUGAUCACAGCAAAUGGGGUAUUGGUUGGUUAUUUGAAGACGAGAAAAUGUCGAGAAUAUCCUGGAAUGAGUGUUUUUGGAGAUGUAUACGGAAUUGAAAGUGGCGCAAAUGCCAAGGAUAUUGAAAUUUUCGGGCGCAAAUGUGAUAACUGAAUAACCUUGUAAUUAUCCUUAAUGAUAUGCUAAUUAAAAUGUUCUCCUAUUUCUUCUUAACUGGCUUGUUUGAUGAAGUUAUACUUUCGUAUUGACUUCUUUUCUGCAAGUAAUGGGCAAAGUAUCGGGAAUACAUUGUAUCCGGAGAAAGUCAAAUGAUUUAAAAUCUAGCAGCAGGAUUUAUUGGCGUAUACUUUUUUAACGUUUGCUUAGAUAAUCAUUCGAAUUAGAAACCUAAUACAGAUUGCAGCGAAGAUAAGUGAAGUUAUUCGAACCAAGUACCUGUUCACAUCGAUAGCUUUAUUUCUCGUCGCGAUAUCUCUCUGUUUUUGUCCGAUGAAAUGUGCACCGAUCUACAUGCAUACACAAGGUACUCAAGUAAAAUGCAGAGAUGCAAAACCGUUUGGACCGAGUGGAGAUCGUUAGUGUUUGGCCGAGUGUGAAGAUUGGAGAAAAUGCAAUAACACUGAACAAAUUUAGAAGGUGGGUACCAUGAAAGGGAUCGAUAGCCGUUACACUUGCCACGGACGGUUUAGGAAACCACGGUAAUGGUCGUUGUAGAAUUGCCGUUGCUGCGAUGCUAUCAUGUCCGAAGCAAUCCAUCCCGGAUGCCAAACGAAUUGCUAGCAAAUUAUCAACAACAGUCGACGCGAUGACCAAAAUGGGCACAUGGACAGAACGCAAUGGUCACUCCAAAGUAGACAUACAUUAUACAACGAACAAAUUCGAUCUCAGGGGCGUCCUGGAAACCCUUAACACAACAGUUUUGUCAAAAUUUAA